UUUAUACUAGUCAUAUAUUUUGAUGAAUAUGAAUUUCGAGAAAGAUGAAUAGAUCAGAGAGACAGACACCGAGAAAGACGUUUCCUGAUUUUUCUGAACAUUUCUCGUCACUAUGACCUUGUUAGUGGCUUGAAUCUCUACCUCUCUUGAAAUCUUGAUAAAACAUUCCUUGGUCUUAUGGGUUUAUAAUCACAUUCUCUGUUCAUUCACAGAGCAAGGAGCUUUUAGUCUUUUCAUGGAUGAUACCAUGGCUUACUCCUCUGCAGUAUUCAAGUCAGAGAAUGAGGAUCUAAGAACUGCACAAAUGAGAAAAAUAACUCUUUUGAUUGAAAAGGCAAGGAUAGAGAAGAAUCAUGGGGUCUUAGAGCUAGGAUGCGGAUGGGGAACUUUGGCCGUAGAAGUUGUGAGAAGAACUGGAUGCAAAUACACUGGCAUUACUCUAUCUAUUGAACAGCUUAAAUAUGCAGAAGCCAAAGUGAAAGAAGCUAGACUUGAGGAUCGGAUUACAUUUAAGCUUUGUGAUUAUCGCCAACUAUCUGAUGCUCAGAAAUAUGACAGAAUCAUAGCUUGCGAGAUGAUAGAAGCGGUUGGCCAUGAGUUCUAUGAAGCGUUUGUCAGCUGCUGUGAAGUUGCGCUUGCAAAAGACGGCAUUUUUGUCAUGCAGUUCACAGCUGUACCUGAAGAGCUUUACGAUGAGACCAGACUAAGUUCAGGUUUCAUAACGGAAUACAUAUUUCCAGGUGGCUGUCUUCCUUCUUUAGCCAGAGUUACUUCAGCCAUGUCCUCCUCCUCUAGGCUAUGUAUUGAAGACGUCGAGAACAUUGGGAUUCAUUACUACUAUACACUGAGAUGUUGGAGGAAGAGAUUCUUGGAGAACCAAAAACAAAUCAUGGAGCUUGGAUUCGAUGAUAAAUUCAUAAGGACAUGGGAGUAUACACAUACAAUACACAAUAUCAUUAGUGUGCAACGGAAGGGGACAAGAAAAAAGAGGAAGACUAAAAAACACCAAGAGCAAAAUGUUUUUUUGAUUUACAGGAUAAAAAUGGAAGGAGACAAUUCUCUAGGUUACUUCAUCCAUUGUCAUGAACCAUGGUUUUCAAAGAGAUUCAAAAUAAGUAUUGGGUUUAUUUUGUUUUUGAGAUUGAUGUUUUUGUAGAGGAUGAGUAAUGGGAAGUAUAAGAGUGCAGAGCAUAGAGCCACGAUGGAUAAAGAGAAGACUAGAAUGUCAUGGCCUGUUUUUGUGGAAUCUAGCCUUGAUCAUGAGUUUGGACCUUUGCCGGAACUGAUAACCGGCGACCAUAAUUGAUGCAGAUAAAUAUUUGGAAUAUUUUCAAAUAUUUUAUUGUUUAUUUUAUUAAUUAUAUUAAUUUAGAUAGUUAUCUUUAUUGUUUUAGGGUUUUAUGGUUUUAUUAUAUUUAGCCGUCUAGGCUUUAAAUUUGUAUAAAGUUUAUGAUUUGAUUAAUAAAAGUUAAGAGAUUUCUCUUUA
Molecule: messenger RNA, 1486 nt
Organism: Brassica napus (rape)
Lineage: Eukaryota; Viridiplantae; Streptophyta; Magnoliopsida; Brassicales; Brassicaceae
Product: tuberculostearic acid methyltransferase UfaA1-like
Exons: 9
Coding region: 236-1156 (306 amino acids)
Biological process (GO): lipid biosynthetic process
Molecular function (GO): methyltransferase activity
Source: RefSeq, a predicted model, not a curated record